Messenger RNA from Aureococcus anophagefferens, 663 nucleotides. RefSeq lists its product as hypothetical. Bases 1 to 663 code for a protein of 220 amino acids. The record is from RefSeq and is a predicted model, not a curated record. The transcript has a single exon. Lineage: Eukaryota; Pelagophyceae; Pelagomonadales; Pelagomonadaceae.
AUGAAGGCAUUUCGUCAGAAACUGACGCUAGUUGGGUACUCCCAUGGUGCAUUCAUCGCAUUUUUGAUGGUCAAAGAUGCGCGAGAAUUCAACAUGCGCAUAGAGUCCUUUUGUCUGGUCGACCCAACCCCGAUUUCACGACGAUCGUUCCCACAAUGUACAUACUUGCAGUUGCGAGCCGUCAUGUAUGAUGAAUUCUUUCAGAAUUUCGUCGAGUCACAUACAGGGUUGUCAUAUGCAGUUUUGUGUGGUAGCAUUACUAGUGUCUCAGCACUAGAGAUGGAAGUCACUAGUGCCUUUCCAAUGCUACAUACAGAAUCAUCAAGGGUUGUCGACUACUUCUUGUUUGUAUCCACGCAGGAGUCGGUCGAGUUUAUUCAGUCAAAUGUUCACCGCACCAACAGAAUUCUUUCCCUUUUUAAUUUUGGCAAAUACGCAGGGUCCAUCUUGUUCUUAAAAACAGCGGGCGCGGGUCAACACUAUCGCGCACUGCAGUAUCACAAGUGGAAUCACCCAGUCUACGGCUGGAAUAGCCUUCUGAGAUAUGUCCCUGCGAAACUGGGGUCUCUUGAGGGAGGGCACUACGAGGCAUUCCUCAAUGUCAACCUGCAGCGAAUUGGAAGUGCACUCUCGCGAGAUGGUGCGGGUGAUCACGCCCAUUGA